Molecule: messenger RNA, 754 nt
Organism: Cephus cinctus (wheat stem sawfly)
Lineage: Eukaryota; Metazoa; Arthropoda; Insecta; Hymenoptera; Cephidae
Product: peptidyl-prolyl cis-trans isomerase-like 3
Exons: 4
Coding region: 159-644 (161 amino acids)
Biological process (GO): protein peptidyl-prolyl isomerization; protein folding
Cellular component (GO): catalytic step 2 spliceosome
Molecular function (GO): peptidyl-prolyl cis-trans isomerase activity
Source: RefSeq, a predicted model, not a curated record
AAAGAUUACAUAUCUUCUAAAGAUAAUUUGACUAUGCUAGUCCCGUGGCAAAAUUCAAAAUGGCUGCUGUCACAUUAACGGGCAUGAAUAUGUCUAUGUGCUUAUGAUUUCUUUUUUUCUGUCAUAUUUUCAUAAAAUUAACGAAUAAUAUUAUAAGAAUGAGCGUUACAUUGCAUACAGAUGUCGGUGAUAUUAAGAUUGAAUUAUUCUGUGAAUUGUGUCCAAAGACUAGCGAGAAUUUCUUAGCUCUAUGUGCUAGUGAUUACUACAAUGGUUGCUUAUUUCAUCGAAACAUUAAAGGCUUCAUCGUGCAAACUGGCGAUCCUACACAGACAGGAAAGGGUGGUACAUCGAUUUGGAAUCGAAAGUUUGAGGAUGAAUUCAAAGAGGAAUUAAAACAUAAUACAAGAGGUCUUGUAUCCAUGGCAAAUAAUGGACCUAACACAAAUGGUAGUCAAUUUUUUAUAACAUAUGCAGCACAACCGCACUUGGACUUGAAAUAUACUUUAUUUGGGAAGGUAAUCGAUGGUUUGGAUACUCUUGAACAGUUGGAAAAACUUCCUGUAAAUCCUAAAAAUUACAAACCUCUCACUGAAACUAGAAUAAACAGUAUAACAAUUCACGCAAAUCCCUUAGCAGGAUAAGUAUUAUUUUUAUCAAAAGUAUAUUUUUGUACAAAAUAUAUAUUACAACCUACGUAACAAUGCAUAUUGAAAAGUCGUUUAAUUUUUAAAAUAAAUUAAUUGAUAUUGUA